This is a messenger RNA of Orbilia oligospora ATCC 24927, 756 nucleotides long. RefSeq lists its product as uncharacterized. Gene Ontology annotation, molecular function: magnesium ion transmembrane transporter activity. Bases 1 to 756 code for a protein of 251 amino acids. Lineage: Eukaryota; Fungi; Ascomycota; Orbiliomycetes; Orbiliales; Orbiliaceae. The transcript is spliced from 3 exons. The record is from RefSeq and is a predicted model, not a curated record. Gene Ontology annotation, cellular component: mitochondrial inner membrane. Gene Ontology annotation, biological process: mitochondrial magnesium ion transmembrane transport.
AUGGGCGGUCUCCCCUAUGAGAUGCGGGCCCUCGAAGCAAUUUUAAUCUCCGUCAUGGGGGCACUAGAGGCCGAAUUGAAAAUCCUCCAAGAGAAUGUUGGACGGCUACUUGAAGAACUCGAAGAAAAUAUAGAUAGAGACAAGCUCAGGUUUCUGCUUAUUUAUUCGAAAAAACUCUCUACUUUUGAGCAAAAGGCACAGCUAAUAUGCGGUGCGAUCGAAGAAGUUUUGGAGGCGGAUGAGGAUCUCGCUGGGAUGUAUUUGACAGAGAAAUUACAAGGAAUGGAGCGCCCUGCGGAAGAGCAUUCGGAAAUCGAGUUACUUCUAGAGUCGUACUACAAAAUGGCAGACGAAAUCGUCCAAGUGUCAGGAAAUCUUGUCGCCAAUAUUAAAAACACCGAGGAUAUUGUCAAUUUAAUACUCGAUGCCAACCGAAACUCGCUUAUGCUCCUUGAUCUCAAGUUCUCUAUAGGCACUCUAAGCACUGGAUGUGGAGCCGCUCUGGCUGCAUUGUAUGGGAUGAAUCUGAAAAACUUCAUUGAAGAAUCAGACUUAGCUUUCUUCGGUGUUAGCGGACUGGUCGUUGCCCUCAGUGCCGUGAUUUUUGGAUAUGGAUUACAUAGGCUGCGCCGUACUCAGAGGUUAACGAUGUGGGGUGAAGGUAAUGUUGGUGUAGCACCUGGCAGGAAAUGGAGAAGCGUGUCGGAAUCGAGGGGCACAUCCACUACCGAUGAUCGUUCUGGCCGGUACGGAUGA